Messenger RNA from Talaromyces atroroseus, 603 nucleotides. RefSeq lists its product as hypothetical. The transcript has a single exon. The coding region runs from base 1 to 603 and encodes 200 amino acids. NCBI's taxonomy places the organism in Eukaryota, Fungi, Ascomycota, Eurotiomycetes, Eurotiales, Trichocomaceae. The record is from RefSeq and is a predicted model, not a curated record.
AUGGCUGGGACUACGAUUGGGAGGGACGAAUGGUCACAAUCCGCGGCCGCAAGGUCAAGAUCGAAAGCCAGCUUAGCGAGUGGCUUGAUGCCAUUUUGGCUCAAAGACAUGCUUUUGACAUUGGCGCGAAAAUUGGACCAAGACAUGCCAAUAAUGCUAAAAAUCACAUAUGAGUAUGUCAGAAUGCCAUUGCUGUUUCUACAUCCACUAAUCUUGGAAUCACAUAAUCUCAACCCUAAGCACUUCCCUUUAAUCGAUGAUGUCGAAGAAACACUCAGAGUCGCUGACCGGCACGUCGGAUUCGAAGUCGGUUUGAUGGAUCUGGUUCAUAGCAUUGGCCACGGGCCACAGCAUCAGAUCUUUGUCGAGGGCCAGCAGAACGAGUGGAUGCCGUAUCCAGGUGGUCAGAUUUACUUCGUAGCUAUGUCACGCGUGCCUGGAGAGGACAUGGGCCGGAUUCAGGAUACACUGUCCCCUCAACAGCUGAAAAGCAUCAAGUCGCAGCUAGCCAGGAUUCUCGAAGCCAUAGCGGACAAGAACCGGGUCCUGAGGACAGCGGACCCCGGUUCUCUGCGAUCCGACAAGGCGAACGACAAGCUGUGA